CCUUGUGGCCCGUGCAGGGAGAGGAUGUUAGUCUACGUAACAAAGUGUCAGGCCAACAGCGUAGCAGCCAGCAAUACUAGGCAUAUUGGUCUAUUGCCUACAACGAGUGGUGUGCUGUCGACACGUCUGUUUAACGCAAAAAAACGAAACAGACCAAGGUACAUGGCCACAAUGCCGGUGUCCCUUAUUACACUAGAGAAUCAAGCAUGAAUUGAACGCAUGACUUGGAC
Molecule: messenger RNA, 230 nt
Organism: Colletotrichum destructivum
Lineage: Eukaryota; Fungi; Ascomycota; Sordariomycetes; Glomerellales; Glomerellaceae
Exons: 1
Coding region: 25-210 (61 amino acids)
Source: RefSeq, a predicted model, not a curated record